Messenger RNA from Anneissia japonica, 4534 nucleotides. RefSeq names its product importin-13-like. NCBI's taxonomy places the organism in Eukaryota, Metazoa, Echinodermata, Crinoidea, Comatulida, Comatulidae. The coding region runs from base 172 to 3060 and encodes 962 amino acids. Gene Ontology annotation, molecular function: small GTPase binding. Gene Ontology annotation, cellular component: cytoplasm; nuclear membrane. Gene Ontology annotation, biological process: protein import into nucleus. The transcript has 28 exons. The record is from RefSeq and is a predicted model, not a curated record.
UGAAAGAGCCUAAACAUGGCAGCGCCCUGUGAUCGUUUGUAGGUUCUUCCAAAUAGUACAUCCGUUGUGUAUGUGAGAGACCGUCGUUUAAGAUGUGUGAAUAGCCAUUGUUUAUCAACAAUAUAUCAGAUUUGGAGGCCAUCAGGGUGGCAGAAAUUUUGUAGAGGAAGUAUGGCGUUCCUAGCGGAACAGGAAGGAGAUCCAGCUUUAGAACUUACAGAAGAAAACAUUGAAAAGGCUUUGCAUCAACUUUAUUUUGAUCCGGACCCGAGCGUAAAGUCCAGGGCACAAAACUGGCUAUUUACUGCACAGCGGUCCCCUCAGGCCUGGCAGUUUGCCUGGAGUCUGCUGUCACCAGAUAAGGCAGCAGAGGUGCAGUAUUUUGGAGCAAGUGCAUUAUACAUGAAAAUCACCCGAUAUUGGAGUGAAGUGCAUCCUGAACAGUACGCUAACUUACGGACACAGUUGUUCCAACAAAUAUUUAACUUCUCUUCCGCUACUCGCAUUGUUUUAACGAGGCUCUGUGUAACACUUGCUUCGUUCGCGCUGAACACAAUGCCUGAAGUCUGGUCAGACGCGGUCAAGAGUAUGAUAGAGACGUUCCACCAAGCAGAUGUACCGCAAAUGGACGCAACAAACAAGUGUCUAGCUUUGUUGGAGUUACUCACAGUACUGCCGGAAGAGUUCCAAACAGCACCCUUAGGCAGUUCAAGAAAAGUGACAGUUCGACAAGAACUCCAAAAAGGCUUGCAACAUGUGCUACCACUACUUCAAAACCUCCUUGAUCAGCAAGACUCGCCGGUGUCCAUCCGCCACCAAGCAUUAAGAUGCUUCUCAAGUUGGGUUAACUUUGGUGUUCCCUUGAUAGACAUCAAUCCAUUCAUUGAUACACUCUUUAAAUAUGUCCAUGACGAAAACCUCUAUGAUACAUGCAUUGAUUCCCUAAUAAGCGUGAUCCAGGAGCCGUCAGCUUACAAAUACCCCAAUACAAUAAAGAAGAUAAUUCCGCAAGUUCUCCGUCUCCAGGAUUUGUUGGCCAAUGCAGUAAGAGAAAAGGACAUGGACCUUGUUCAUGGAAUCUGUAGACUUACCGUGGCUAUAGGAGAGAACCAUUCAAAAUUGAUCCUUGAGGGUGAAGAAGAAGAGCGCCAGCAGUGUCUGGAUCUUACAAACCUAAUCUUGGGUUUUACUGCUCUGCCCGGGCACUAUCCAGUCGAUGAAAACAUAAGUAAUAUGCCAUUCGGCUUCUGGUAUAUUUUACAGGAUGAAAUUACAGGAGCCGACGUUCAGAAAUGUCAAGAGUAUCUCAUGGUGUUUGCGCCCAUAUAUAUGCAUUUGGUGGAUGUGAUGCUUACUAAAGUGCAAUACCCCAUGGAAGAGGAAUAUAACACUUGGAAUUCAGAGGAAAAGGAACAGUUUCGGUGCUACAGACAAGAUAUAGGUGAUACAUUAAUGUACUGUUUCACAUUGCUACGACAACCUCUGUUGAAUAACUUAUAUGGUAUGCUAGUGAGGGUUCAGAGUCAAGGUGGAUCUUGGCAGCAACUUGAAGCUUUGCUGUUUGCAUUUCGGUCAAUUGCCGAAGUUGGAGAGUAUGGCGAUGAUGAAUGUGUUGAUAAUCUCCUUCGCCUCUUACCACAAAUCAACAUGUCAAAUGUAACUUUAGCAUCUACUGCCCUCUAUAUGCUAGAGGCUUAUUCUGAAUGGCUUGCUGACAUGCCAGAAGCUCUAGAUAGUGUCAUUCCUCUGGUGCUCUCAGGUUUAAGUAACCCAGAUCUGGCUGUACCAGCAACAAUGUGCUUAAAGGAGAUAACUAGAGAAUGUGCCCUGGAUAUGAAGCCACAUGCUGAUCGUGUCUUAACUAGCAUACAGGCUGCCCUCAACUCCAACAUCUUGAAGUCGCGGGAAUGUAUACGGCUGAUGGCGUCAGUUGGGUUUGUGCUCUCCACAUUAUCUGUGCAAGAGAUCCUGCAUUACCUGGAUGUCAUCGUGACACCACACCUGCAGCAUCUGGAAGCCGCGUCCCAUGAACAGCCAUCUUCUGUAAAGAACCAUCCCUCAGCAGCCAGUAAAGGAACCAUCCUUGUGAAGGUGAAUAUGCUAGCCAGCUUGUCAGCAACACUUGACAUACGCCGUGAAGACAAGGAGAACCAGUGCUUAAGCUCACCAAUCACCACCAGUCAUGACCCUCAGCCGGUGUCAUUCCUUCUGCAGAGGGUCUUUCCUAUCUUGCAGAAGGUACUGGCAGUGUGGGUGUGUGAUCUUGGCAUUGUGCAGUCAAUUUGUGAAUUCCUGAAGCGAGCUAUUACUACGUUAUUGGACGAUGUUGGUCCGAUGGUGCCAGGCAUCUGCGAACUCCUUGUCCAGAUCUACACUGCGUCUCCUCACGUACCUAUCUUAGACCUCUCUCAACAGGUGCUAUUGUUAUUCGGCCAUAAUGAGACAUAUUCUGGAAAUACUCGGUCACUUAUUCUACAACUGACAAACAAGACUCUGUCUCUCUUCCAAUCAGGAAGCAUUCGUGAACAUACAGAAGUUAUAGAGGGGUAUAUGUGCCUGUGUACAAAGAUUCUUAAAACGCAACCAGACAUGUUAAUCUCAGAGGACGUGAACCCAUCUGCCAUAUUCCAAUGCGGACUUGUCUCAAUCACUUUACCAGAACAGCCAACUGUCAAGGCGACAUGUAACUUUUUUAGUAUAUUUAUAUCACAGUCCAGUAAGAUGCCGUUGUUUAGCCAAACAGUUACUCAACAGGGACGCGCCCUUCUUGAGUUAUUGAUAAAGGCUGUUAGUGGCGCUGCCCCUAGGUCGCUGGUGGAGCUCAUGAGUGACGUCAUCUUCUCCUUCAGUAAGCACUUCCACGCUCACUUCGUAAGUGUCAUGCCGGAUCUGAUGAUGAGUCACAGUCUGGAGUUGCCGCGUGCGACCAAAGUACAGCGGGAACAAUUCGCUAAAAGUCUGUUGAGAGAGAGGACGAAUAAACGGCAAUUUCGUGAUAUUGUGAAAGAGUUUAGUCUUCUAUGUCGAGGACUUCUUGGGACUGAAUAUGCUGAUUUUUGAGAUCAUGGAUGGUUGUUGUAAAGUACAGAAGGCGGCUCUGCAUUGAUUAUGCCACCAAUGUUUGCUGGAUGUAAAGGCUAUACUGUCAAUUCUGGCGUAUGUGAUAUUCAAAUAAUAUAACGUUUGGCGAUAAAGAGCAAGGAACUGUCUACAUCUUGGCCAAUUACAGCAUUGGCAUUGCUGUGGAUGUUCACACUUUCAACAAUCAAUUAUGGAUGAAUGUGUGCUAAUAAUAAUUGUUGUGGAUUUAUCACUGAAUGUUUAGUUCGCUGCUGUUUUCAAUUGAUGUAGUUGUUUUUUUUUCGUUAUUUACAUUUGUUAAAACGCUGCACAUAAUAACAAUUUUCUGCGGGGUUUAUUGUUGAGGAGGGUUUCUGAGAGGCAUUUAUUUGAGGGAGGUAUUAAAGUUUUUAGUGUAAAAUUCUAAUAUUUAUUAAUAGAAUGUGUUGAAAAUUAUGUUGCUUCCAUAAUUUUGUUUACAGUAAGUUAGGGGACAUGUAUUCAUGGAAAAAAUAAAUGCCUCAGGGCAUUUAUUUGAGGAAGGUGUUUAUUCCAAAUGAGGCUUUGAAGGGGGUGUUUAUUCGAGGGGAGCAUUUAUUCAAAGCUGGGUGCUUAUUGGAAUAAAUAUGGUAUGUCAUUAACCAGAUGUAAAUAUACUUUUCUUAAAUUGAAAUAAGCCAAAUAGUGGAAAGUCACAAAACAAUGUUGUAUUUUUAUUGUUAUUUAUGAGUUUACUUUAUUUACUAUUUAUUGUUCAGUUUUUGAAAUCUGUGAAGAUGGUGCCUAUUACAAUAAACCAAUAUGCAUGUCAUACCAUGCAUGAUUCAAUUAGCAGUGAAUUCAGGGUUCUCUAGACAUGAGGCAAAUUUUUAAUACCUGGUAGGGGUUUGAUUUUUAAACAUUUUAUAAAACAAUUUUGAAUGAGGGUAACAUAACCCAGCGAAACUGAGCAGUGAUCUUAACUAUGUCUAUGAGUGUUGGAGAGCAGUGGUGGCCCAGCGGGGUGCAGGGGGCCAUUUGCCCACCCGUCGGACAGGCCUGGACCACCCUGUCUUCCGAUGAGGUCAUCAGACCAAAAAUAACGCUAUUUUGAUGGCCAAUCCCUAAUAUUAUGAUCUAAAAAAAAUGUUGACCAAAUUAAGCCAUAAAAUGUCUCCCCAUAAACCCUAACAGGGAUAUUUUUAUUCCAGGCCGUCAACCGAGGCUUCGUCGUCAUUUUGGUUUGGACCCCUUCAUCGGACACGUCAGCCCCUUGUUGGCAACUUUCCGGUGCCACCACUGUUGGAGAGCUAAUCAUUAAAUUUGACUUUAGAGCAUUAAGGGUCUGAAAUUUUAGAACUUUCCAUGCUCUAUAAUCCAGGGGUCCCAAGUUGGAGGAGAGUAAGAUUGCUAUUGGAUGAUGUAGCCAAUAGACAACUCGAUAUUUAGGAUUUUUACCUUUGCUUACAACUGUGAAAUAGUGCUUACCAUUCUU